Molecule: messenger RNA, 2008 nt
Organism: Acyrthosiphon pisum (pea aphid)
Lineage: Eukaryota; Metazoa; Arthropoda; Insecta; Hemiptera; Aphididae
Gene: Clic
Product: chloride intracellular channel protein 5
Exons: 6
Coding region: 374-1183 (269 amino acids)
Biological process (GO): chloride transport
Cellular component (GO): apical plasma membrane; cytoplasm
Molecular function (GO): chloride channel activity
Source: RefSeq, a predicted model, not a curated record
GUGGUUCGUCAAUCAGUGAUGCGGUUGAAUGCCGAAUGGUUGUUCGUUCUCGUAUCGUUUGUUGAAUUCUGCGCUGAUAAAAAAAAAUAAUAAUAAUAAUCUAAUAUCAUAAAAACAACUUUCGACGGUCACUCGUCAGUCGUCACUGCCCACUGGUCACUAUUACUGUAACACGGCAAGACGCUAACGAGUGGUGUGUUUGCGGCGUGCGGCUGUCGAUCGCGUAUGUAGCUUUGCCUGAAUCUAGUCACAUUCGCCUACAAAUAAUUACUGUUGAUUAUUAAAUAUAUAAAAUUAUUACUGCGUUAAUCGAAUAAUCCGACGUCCGACCUACUUAUUAUAACUUACUAAUAUUAUUAUACAUCCACACACUAUGGCCGAUGAAGACGCGCCACACGCCAAUGGCAACGGACACGAAGAAAAUGGUCAUGUACCGGAAAUUGAGCUCAUCAUUAAGGCUUCAACAAUUGACGGUCGACGGAAAGGAGCAUGUCUAUUUUGCCAAGAAUAUUUCAUGGAUCUAUAUCUACUUGCCGAGCUAAAAACCAUCAGUCUUAAAGUCACUACAGUAGAUAUGCAAAAACCUCCUCCCGAUUUCAGGAGUAACUUUGAUGCAAAUCCUCCACCGAUUUUAAUAGACAAUGGAAUGGCUGUUUUGGAAAAUGAAAAAAUCGAAAGACAUAUCAUGAAGAACGUGCCAGGUGGAUACAAUCUAUUUGUGCAGGAUAAAGAAGUGGCCACGUUGAUUGAAAACUUAUACAGUAAGCUGAAGCUGAUGUUAUUAAAAAAAGACGACGUAAGCAUAAAUAGUCUGUUGUCUCACUUGCGUAAGAUAAAUUUGCAUUUAGAGAAGAAGAACACGCGGUUUUUGACUGGUGACACAAUGUGCUGUUUUGACUGUGAAUUGAUGCCCCGUUUACAACACAUCAGAGUAGCUGGUAAAUACUUUAUGGACUUUCAAAUGCCGACCGAUCUGAGGUACCUGUGGCGUUACAUGCUACACAUGUACCAGCUGGACGCGUUCACCCAAAGCUGUCCGGCCGACCAAGACAUCGUCAACCAUUACAAACAACAGCAGAAUCUCAUGUUACAGAAUGUCAAGAUGAAGAAACACGAGGAACUGGAGACGCCAACGUUCACCACGUCCAUACCGGUGGAUCUCGAUUUGCAGCAAGACGAAUAGAGUGGCUAAAGGUAUGGUAGUACCGUACAUGCGAUAAUACCAUCGCCUACCAAUCUAUGUACGGCCAUAUAUAUAUAUUAUAUUCAGUGAUGUAACACGACGAUUCUCCAUCCUCGUCAUCCGCAGCUGCAGUACCUACACAAUAUAUUACACGAAUAAAUACGCAUAUUACAGAAUGUCACGAUGACAUCACCGCGUGCAUUACAGACAACAACUUUUCCAUAUAAUAUUAGGUGUAUAAUGUGUAUAAUGUGUGUGUACAUAUGUACAGAGUGAACUGCAGCUGCAGUACCUAUAAUAAUAUUAUCAGUAGGUACAUAUUAUAAUAUAUCCGCGAUUUAUUUCUUCUUUCGGUUUUAAUUUUUUUCUUAUUUUCUAAUCUAUAUACAAUAUUACGAAAUACUAUAACCCUUAUGUACUCUUCUUGUUAAUUUAUUUGUAAUAAUAUAUAUUUAUAUAUUAUAUUUUGUAUUAUGUAUUGUACUAUUUUUAUUAAUAUUAUACAACUAAACCGAGUUAUAACUUGAGUUAUUAUAUUAUGUAUCAUUGUAUUAACCAACUAUUUAUAAUAUAAUAUAUCAUAAUAUACGUACAUUUAUACAUUUAAUAUUAUUAUUGUCAUGUCUAUAUACAUAAAAAUAUUAUGUAAAUUUCCAUUAAAGUAUGUAUAAUAUAAUAUACACUUCAAUUUAAUUAUUAUGUAAAAAAUUAUAUUAAAUAUUGUCUAUAGUGCCUUGAGAUUAUUCUAGUUAUAAUAUUUAAUAUUCAAAGUUGUAUUUAGUAUUAUUUUUCGAUCUACUGUAAUAAACUUAAUAUUUAUUUAAA